Fusarium verticillioides 7600 is the source of this 1340-nucleotide messenger RNA. RefSeq lists its product as hypothetical. The transcript has 2 exons. Bases 126 to 1067 code for a protein of 313 amino acids. Gene Ontology annotation, biological process: regulation of transcription by RNA polymerase II. The record is from RefSeq and is a predicted model, not a curated record. Lineage: Eukaryota; Fungi; Ascomycota; Sordariomycetes; Hypocreales; Nectriaceae. Gene Ontology annotation, cellular component: nucleus.
GUUGCCCUACGGGAUCUCUCGUUUAUCAUAAGCAGAUCAGCUAGCGGGCCGUCCACUUGGCCCCGCUGGGUCCCGAUGCUUCUCUUGAUGCUACCGCCGCUGCUACUUCUGCGUUGGCCCUGCGUAUGUACCUACCUACACUCGGCUGCCCUGCAGACCGGCUCAUUAUGCUGGCAGCCAUGGCAGCCAGAGCCCUGCGAAAGGCUUACACACUCGAUGGACGAUUGAGCGCAGGACGAUAUGUUAAAUCCUGCCCAAUCUAUGUUAGUCAGGGCUACAUAGCUUCCUGGCUACCCGAUCAUACACGGAUUGAAGGCGAAUUUAAUUGCCUUUGUCUACCCGCUUAUGGAUACCGAACAACAGAUCGACACAGCACUACUACCAUCCACAAGCAAUUCUUAUUCUCCGAAAUGGCAUUUUACAGUCGCAACCACAGCCAACUGUCUGCGGAUCAGCUUCGCCACUCUGACUCUGACUCCGACUCCCGCUACCACCACGGAUGGGCUGGCUCGUCCUCCUCAAGCUACUACAACGAGCCAACGACAUCUGAUCCUCGCUACCAUGCCUUUGGUAGCUACUAUGCCAGCAAGUCAGCCUCAAACUGCAACCACCCCUACAGAUCUGGGGACUACAAUGAGUCUCAGCAAUCAGAGGGCCAUCACCACAUGUGGCAGUCUCAGGAACACAGUGGCGCACCACCAUCUUCUUCUUCAGUGGCCACUUCAAGCCCUCCCAACUUGCAAGAUGACUCCUACGGCUGGAUGAACUCGGCCGAUGGCAGUGAGCCAAAUCUAUGCCACUGCGGCAAGACAUUCCGACGUCCCUCUGACCUCGCAAAACACCAAAAGUACCACAUGAAAUACUUCUCAUGUCUCGCCUCAGGAUGCGACAAGUCUUUUGCCACUCAGAAAGAUCUGAUCAGGCACACGCGCACACAUCGCAAAGGCGAGGGCUACCAAUGCAAGGUAGAAGGAUGCCGCAAGGCCAUGUCAGGCCAUGUGUACUCACGGAAAGACAACUUCGAUCGGCAUAUGCGGACGGCACAUCCAGACCAUCCGCAAAUUUGAGAGGCAUACAGAGACUCUCUAUUCUUUUCCGACAGACGCACUAUGAUGGUGUUAUAAAUAUAGAAGCUAAUCUGAGAGCUUAAAACAGUAUAGGCGUAUUUUAUUUGAGAGCACGGGUAUUUGUUUGAGUAUAACGGGCGAUAUUGUAUGAACUAAGGGACUUAUAUAGAGAAAAUACGAAUGGGAAACAAGGAAAGGGUUAUCAAACUCGUGUGUUUUAUUAAAAUACUGUUCAUUUAAUUACAGCCCCUUUUGCUCAUUGUGUAAAUGACC